AUGUGGUCAACACACUUAGAGAUGACCAGACAAGAGCGAACCCUAGCUGCCUUGUUGGAACAGGCCUUCCGGGUCAAAGAGGACAUAGUUGGUAGUCUGCAUGCCACCCAGGGCUCUGUUCUGAUGGAGGCGUCUGCAAGGAAGCUUCUAGAAAAUCACAUCCAGACCAUUACACACAUCGUCAAACAACUCAGCAAGGACAUUCAGGUACUGGAGGCCCAGGUUGUCCAGAGGGACAGUGUGGCAUCAGGGAUGAGUUUUGCAGUUCAAAGCCUGGAUCACAAGAACUUAGCAGGCAUUGGUGAUCUGCGAGGCAGAGUGGCCAGGUGUGAUGCCAGUAUAGCGAAGCUCUCCAGUAACAUGCGAGCCGCUGAGCAGGAAAUCCUGAAGCUCCAGCAGGAAGUUGGUGAGAUGCGUGCUGGGAUUGAACUGAGACUCAGAGACAUGGAGCUCAAGAUUUCCCAGUCGCUGGAAAGGUUGGAGGCUUCACUGUCACAGCAGGUUGCAUGCCGGAACACUACGAGGGACUUACAGCAGGACAUCAGACAACUUGAAACCAAGACAUCCAGUGAGCUGAGGGAACUGGAGAGUGAAGUAACCAGGCUCAGAAGGUGGACCGAGCAGCAGCUGAACACACACACGCAGGACGGCCAACAACUGAGGACACUGCUGCGGGACAGAGAGGUUGAGGUGGAAGGGAAACUGAAAGCUCCGAUAAACCUCCUCGCUGCUCGUCUGGAUCGGGUGGAGAAGCAGUUGGAGCGAGAACAUCCUUUAGAUCGGACCAGACGAUCUGAAAGCAAGUUGAACAGCAGAAUCGAUGCUGUGGAGAAGAGUUUAGGAGACAGCCUGGAGCAGAUGAGGAGAGAGUACCAGGCUGGGUUCCAGUCUGUCCACGAUUCCAUCGCUUCCCUGAGGCACAUCUGCGAAGCCCAAGCCAGGCUGCACAAAGGAGAGCUAAAGAAAGAUAUCAGGAGAAUUCAGAGGACCAUGGUGGGACUUCCAGACGUCUGAGCUGUACAGAGCCACAGAAAGUCUCUGUCACGGUGCUUUUACGCUGACUUUGGCACAUACUGAUUAUGUUAAGCCAUUACAUUUAAUUCACUACAUUAAAAAAGAAACCCCAUAUGAACAUUGUCUUCAAAGACCUCAAACUACGUUUGAGUUCAUUAAGAGCUUAAAUAGCUGUUCAUUGGUUUGAUAUUAUAAGAAACAUUGCUGUACUUUAAAUGUCUCAGCCUCCACAAUAGUCUAUUGUCAUCAAUUAGUCCCUGUA
Electrophorus electricus (electric eel) is the source of this 1276-nucleotide messenger RNA. NCBI's taxonomy places the organism in Eukaryota, Metazoa, Chordata, Actinopteri, Gymnotiformes, Gymnotidae. The record is from RefSeq and is a predicted model, not a curated record.